UACCACCUAUACGGUUCGUUUAAUAAUUGGAUAGCAUUAUGCCGACGGGACGAAUACGAGGAUCCUUCGGGGCAUUUUUUCUGGUUAUUAUAAUUUGCUGCAGGAACCUGGUAUGUGGACAGCUCUCUUACUCUGUAUCAGAGGAGGUAAACCCGGGUACAUUUGUAGGAAAUCUCGCCAAAGAUCUCAAUCUCAACGUGCACGACCUAGAAGCCCGUGCGUUUCAGCUUGUCAGCGGAUCAAAGAGGAUAUAUUUCGACAUCAAUCUGAAAACCGGAAGUCUUUACGUCAAUGAAAGGAUCGAUCGAGAGGAGCUUUGUGAAAAGGCUGCGACGUGCUCUGUUAUUGUCGAGGCCGUGAUCAACAGUCCGCUGAAGCUCUACCGGUUAGAAAUUAACGUCCUGGAUAUAAAUGACAACGCACCAUAUUUCCCGGAGAAACUGCAGACUCUUAAUAUAGCAGAAAGCACAGCGCCUGGAGGGAAGUUUGGAUUUAUAGGUGCCUUGGAUGUUGACGUCGGGAGGAAUAGUGUCAGGACAUACAGGCUCAGUCCCAAUGAAUAUUUUGCGCUCGAGACGCACAAAGGAGGGGGGAGUGUGUCUGCUGAACUCGUGCUGCAAAAGAGUUUGGACCGAGAAAAAGACGCUAAAAUAAAGCUUACACUCACUGCAGUUGAUGGGGGAAACCCGCCCAGGUCAGGGACGUCACAAAUUGUUAUUAAUGUUUUAGAUAACAAUGACAAUGCCCCGAUAUUUGGUAGCUCAUUGUACAAAGCAAGCAUAUCUGAGAAUUUAUCAAUAGGAAGCACAGUGAUAGUUUUAACUGCACUUGAUGCUGAUGAAGGUGUUAAUUCAGAAAUAGAAUAUUCAUUAAGAAGCAAAGGUCAGGAUCAUGUUUUAGAUUUGUUUCAAAUUGACUCUAAAACAGGUGCAAUUCUAAUCAAAAAUAAUGUUGACUAUGAAGAAAACCCUGCUUUUGAGAUUCACGCUCAGGCCAGUGACAGAGGCCAGCCUCCAAUGUCAGCUCACUGUAAAGUGCUGGUGGAGGUGGUGGACCUGAAUGACAACGCCCCCGAGAUUAUUGUGACGUCACUGCUGAGCAAUGUUAAAGAAGACGCAUCUGUAGGAACAGCUAUAGCUCUUGUGUCUGUGCUGGACAGAGAUGGAGGCAAAAACGGGGCAGCAAAAGUUGUUAUUGCAAAUGAGAGCCCCUUCAAACUGGAACCAAACUAUAAAAACUAUUACUCAUUAGUUGUUAAUGGUCCGCUUGACAGAGAGACUGUGGCUGAAUACAAUGUUACUGUAGUGGCAUCUGAUGAAGGAACUCCAUCUCUGUCCAGCACUAACAUAGUUCAUGUGAUGGUUUCUGACGUCAACGACAACCCACCUCGGUUCUCUGAACCAAUAAUUAAUGUGUAUGUGCGAGAGAACAGUCCAAUAGGAGAGACGGUCAAAACUGUGUCUGCAGCAGAUGCUGAUACAGAAAAACAUGGUGAGGUGAGCUAUUCGUUGUUGCAAAUGAAUAAUCAGAAAACAUCUUCAUUGUCACCAGUGAAAAUUAUUUCAGAGACAGGAGAUAUAUUCAGUCUGCAGAGUUUUAACUAUGAGGAGUUAAAAACAUUUCAGUUUAAAGUUCAGGCCACAGACUCUGGUGUUCCUCCACUCAGCAGCAACGUGACUGUAAAUGUCUUUAUCCUGGAUGAGAAUGACAACAGUCCAACUAUCCUGGCUCCUUAUUCUGAGCUCGGUUCUGUUAAUAGUGAGACCAUCCCCUAUUCUGCUGAAGUGGGCUACUUUGUAGCAAAGAUCAGGGCUGUGGACGCAGAUUCUGGAUACAACGCGCUGCUUUCUUAUCACCUGUCUGAGCCCAAAGGAAUCAACUUGUUCAGGAUCGGAACCAGCACCGGGGAGAUCAGGGCUAAGAGGAGAAUGAGCGACAACGACCUGAAAACUCACCCCUUGAUGCUGAACUCAUCAGUAUUAACGGAGGAGACACUUUUACCAGAACUCAGACUUUACCUAACACUGACAAGUACUUCCUGCAAGUGUCCACAUGAGGACAUUGUAGACCAUGACAUUUUUACUGGCUUCACUGUCCCCGAGCUCCACCCAUGUUCAGCAGAUGAUUUUACAGACACAGACAAAGAGAUUCAGUUGGAGAAGAGGCGAGGCGCAUCGACAGGAAAAAAAGGACACUCUUCAUACCCGUUGGUUCUUUGA
This is a messenger RNA of Nematolebias whitei (Rio pearlfish), 2219 nucleotides long. Its product is annotated as protocadherin alpha-3-like. The record is from RefSeq and is a predicted model, not a curated record. Lineage: Eukaryota; Metazoa; Chordata; Actinopteri; Cyprinodontiformes; Rivulidae. Gene Ontology annotation, cellular component: plasma membrane. The coding region runs from base 39 to 2219 and encodes 726 amino acids. Gene Ontology annotation, biological process: homophilic cell-cell adhesion. The transcript is spliced from 3 exons. Gene Ontology annotation, molecular function: calcium ion binding.